Juglans regia (Persian walnut) is the source of this 365-nucleotide messenger RNA. RefSeq lists its product as uncharacterized. The transcript has a single exon. The record is from RefSeq and is a predicted model, not a curated record. The coding region runs from base 56 to 262 and encodes 68 amino acids. NCBI's taxonomy places the organism in Eukaryota, Viridiplantae, Streptophyta, Magnoliopsida, Fagales, Juglandaceae.
UAUUGUAGCAGCAGUAAGUUCCACAUAUAUACAUUAAUAUACCCGCAAAUAACACAUGGUCUGUUUCUGUUUUCUGGUCGAUCAACAGCGGAAGGUGCGUCGGAGCAAGCCGGCGGCAGGAACCUGUUCGCGGUGCGGGAGCGGGGCAAGCGUGGCGGAUAUGAAGACAGCUACAAGAUUUUGUCAUGUGCCUUUCUAUUGGAAAUCCUGGAAAGCCAUCAUAUGCACAUUUUGUGGAGCCGUUCUUCGAUCCUACCGAUAGACCAUAGAUCUUUAUGCAGGCCAGCCAGCCUGUACUUGUUAGUAAUUUGUAUAUAUCCUGAAACUGUCAUACAUUGGAUGGCUCACAGCCACCGCUAGUUGAU